Ostertagia ostertagi is the source of this 432-nucleotide messenger RNA. The record is from the annotation of a GenBank genome assembly. NCBI's taxonomy places the organism in Eukaryota, Metazoa, Nematoda, Chromadorea, Rhabditida, Trichostrongylidae.
GUGCUCAAAGCGUUGGCACUCAUUCGGUCAGACAAGCUUGCCGACGGUUUCGAAAUCAUCAACACCUUAGACGUUCCUGGUGCCCAUUUCGAUGACAGCACGUUGCAGGCCUUCGUUCAUUGCUUCAAGGAAGCUGGUUGUCCAGACAGAAUAACAACACUCUAUGAGCGAGCGGUUGCGGUCUCCCCAACUGAACAGAAUCUUACCCAUCUUUUUAUGGCUCACGUUAGGAAUAGAUCGUAUAAAAAUCAACAGUUGGUGGCAAUGCGUUUGUUCAAGGAGUUUAACAACACUCCCUAUUUCUUUUGGGGUGUAAUGAGUAUAGUUAUGCAGGCUCGUGAAAGUCCCGAAAUGGGCGCAAAAAUGUUUUACCCUCUUGCAGCAAGGAUGGUGGAAAAUCACAUAUCAAAGCACGGAUACAAAGCAGGAGCA